AUGGCAACCUGGAGCAUAAUAUAUAUUAUCACCAAUUCAGAUGUCAAAACAAGGAGCAUUACAUGGCAAGAGCAUAAUAUAUAUUAUUUCUCAAGAUUUGGUGUAUCAUUCUGGCAAGGAGUCCAAAGAUCAAUUUCCGUGAAAGAAAGUGGAAUCCAAGAUCCAAUAGAGGUUUUGAUUGGCCAAGGGAAAUUGUUGAUUGGCUAUCCAAGGUCAUUCCAUUCUGUGCCUUCUGAAACAUUUACUGACCUGCAUGUAUUUCUAUGGCCUGGCACAGUUACUGCUGCUCAGGCAAAUUUGCAUAUAGUUACUUUUGGCAUCAACUCUCGAAAUGCUCUUAUGGCUGUUUGUGGAUCUAGAUCAGCUCCAACUGAUUUCUCUAUUAGCAAUUUGACUUCUAGGCGAGUACAACCUGGUGUGGCAGCAUAUCAUUCUUACAGUUGUUACAGCAGAAGAAUCUUCGAAAAUUGUAGAAAAGCUAGCAUGAGCUUGAAAAACGAAGAACAACCAAACAAUUUCUUGCUCUAUGGAUAUUUUAUAUAUAAUGUUGCAAAGAGAAACGGUAGUUCCAAGUCGUACCCAGGAUUUGGGUUUGAGGGUUUCUAUUUCUCAUUAUCUGCAUGUUCAUCUACUGGCACUGCUUCUGAUGCGACAUUUGAUAGCUCGAUGCAGGAGGAACUGCAUUCAAGUUCUGCAGAUUCUGCUGAUCUGAAGAUUCCAACAGACAGAACUCUAAAGCUAAAUUCAGCAUCAUGUUACCUGCCCCAUCCUGACAAAGAAGAAACUGGUGGAGAGGAUGCUCAUUUUAUUUGCUUGGAUGAACAAGCAAUUGGUGUAGCUGAUGGUGUUGGUGGAUUGGCUGAUCUUGGUGUUGAUGCAGGGCAGUAUGCUCGUGAGCUCUUGUCUAAUUCAGUCAAUGCAAUUCAGAACCAAGGGGUUCUAUUGAUCCAGCCAGAGUCCUGGAGAAGGCUCACACAAGCACAAAAGCAAAGGCUGGAGAGUGGUACUGCUGGAGAUUUGCCUAGCUCUGGAGAGGUCAGAUGGAUCCUGUUUCUUUUAUACCAUCUUUCUGCUAAUGGUUCUGUGAUUUUUGACAAGUGCAUAAGGAAUAUACGCAUGUUGCAAAAAUAUAAUUUAUCCUGUGAACGAGGGAAAUUGCAUUGGAAAUUUGUAGAGAGUGCUGGACGAGGAGAUGUUAUAGUUGUCGGUACAGAUGGACUUUUUGACAACUUGUUUAAUAAUGAUAUUACUACAGUAGUGGUUCAUGCUGUGAGAGCUGGUUUAGGGCCUCAAGUUACAGCCCAAAAGAUUGCAGCAUUGGCACAGCAACAAGCACAGGACAAAAGCAGGCAGACACCUUUCUCUACUGCAGCUCAAGAAGCUGGGUUCCGUUACUAUGGUGGAAAACUUGAUGACAUCACUGUAGUUGUUUCUUAUAUUGCCAGUGAACCUUGGAAAGCGCUUCAUCCAGCAGCUCUAGUUAGAGCCUGUUUGUACUUGCUCGUCGGCGUCAAUUUCCAGCAACUACCUGGAUUGCUUGGCAUCUUUUGGGACAAUACUGAUGUUUCACAUACGACAGUUUAG
Messenger RNA from Fraxinus pennsylvanica, 1584 nucleotides. The record is from the annotation of a GenBank genome assembly. NCBI's taxonomy places the organism in Eukaryota, Viridiplantae, Streptophyta, Magnoliopsida, Lamiales, Oleaceae.